Messenger RNA from Hibiscus syriacus, 1535 nucleotides. RefSeq names its product MTOR-associated protein MEAK7-like. NCBI's taxonomy places the organism in Eukaryota, Viridiplantae, Streptophyta, Magnoliopsida, Malvales, Malvaceae. The coding region runs from base 85 to 1353 and encodes 422 amino acids. The transcript is spliced from 8 exons. The record is from RefSeq and is a predicted model, not a curated record.
UGGAGACUAAGCUCGUCCCAUCGAGGAGCAAGAAAAAAAAGUAUAGGAAAACGGAAACAAACGAACAAAACCGGAAAAAGAAGAAUGGGGAACAGCCAGUCACCUCCACCAAAUCCUCGUUUCAAUUCAGCUUCAAGAGCUUUUGCACCGAAGGAAUUAGAGGAUCUCAAAUCACUCUUCACUUCCCUAGCUGCCCAGUCUCAGACCAAUGGUCAAUAUGUUUCUUCUUCUGUUUUUCAGGCUUACUUCGGGUUAAAAGGUCCUCUUGGAGACAGAAUGUUCGAUUUAGCCACCCAGGGGCGCAAAGACGAUAGACUUACCUAUGAAGAUCUCGUGAUCACUAAAGGGACUUAUGUGAAAGGGACAAAUGAUGAGAUUGAGGAGUUUAUUUAUCGAUUGUUGGAUGUCACAGAUGAUGAAAUUUUGACAAGGUCUGACUUAGAAUCUGGCCUAGUCACGAUGUUUGAUCAUAUAUUCCACCUGAAAGGUUCUCAACCAGAAUCAAGUUCAAGCUGCUACAUGGUGGAGACAUUUCUGAAUGCUGCGACAUUCUCAAAGGAUAAUGGGGAACGUAAUGAUAAAAGUAUGUCCUUUGAGGAUUUCAGAUGCUGGUGUACUCUUGUACCAUCUGUGAAGAAAUUCCUUUCAAACUUACUAGUGCCACCAGAUCCAGGGAGACCAGGAUCUCAGAUUCCUAAAUUGUUGCAUUUGGAGAAUAUUGAUCCCAAUAUACUAUUAUUGAGAGAUGAAUAUGCUUGGCAUAUAGGAGGGGCUCUAUCUCAUGAAGAGAUGGAGGAAUGGAAACUCUUGUAUCAUAGUUCAUUAAAUGGCUUAAGUUUUAACACAUUCUUGGGGAACAUAUUAAAUGAUGAUGGGCGAACUGUCCUGAUCACCAAGGAUAGAGAAGGUUACAUAUUUGGAGGUUUUGCUUCUCAGCCUUGGGAGAGGCAUAGCGAUUUCUGUGGGGACAUGAAGUCUUUUCUAUUUCAGCUCUACCCAGUGGCAUCUAUUUUUAGGCCAACUGGAGCAAACAAUAAUUUGCGAUGGUGUGCUGCAAACUUCAGUUCAGAGACAAUCCCGAACGGCAUUGGUUUUGGAGGACGCAUAAAUCACUUUGGCUUGUUCAUCUCGGCAAGCUUUGAUGAAGGGCAUACUUUUUCCUGUACCACUUUCAAUAGCCCUUGCCUUUCUAAGACCAACAAAAUAUACCCAGAAGUUAUAGAAUGCUGGGGAAUUGUUAGAAAAGGAGUGGAACAAGAAAAAGCGGAUGUCGUUAAGGGCACAGUGUUAGAAAGGUUCAAGGAGGACAGACACAUGCUCAACAUGGUGGGGAUUGCAAAUGCAAGUGAGUAGCAUGGUGUUUGAUAAUCUACAAAAGUUGCAUAACUAAAUGAUGAAGGCACCAAUUCAUUGCAGCACUGUACACUAGAAUCAUUUGAAUAUGCCCUUGGUUAGUUGUGUAUUACUGUAUCCUAUAUAUGCUGCUGUGGAUGAUGAAUCCAUGCCCUUUGAAAUAUUGUAAUGCUAUUGAAAAA